AUGCUCCAACGCGCGCGCGCCAACCUCGCAGGCGUCGACCUGCACGUCGCCUCGUCCAUGUGCCUCAACUUCGGCUCGUCCGUCAGCCUGGUCGUGCUCAACAAGGUCGUCAUGGACAACCACGGCUUCAAGUUCGCCGCCACCCUCACCUUCUUCCACCUCGUUUGCACCUUCUUGUUGCUGCGCCUCGCCGCCGCACUGGGCAUCUUCGAGAUCAAGAGGCUCCCCGUCCGCGAUGUCGCCAAGCUCGCCGCAGGUACUAUGGGCUUUAUCACCUUUACUAACCUCAGCUUGCAGCAUAAUAGCGUCGGCUUCUACCAGGUCAUGAAGGUCAUGACCACCCCUACCGUCGUCAUUAUCGAGGCCCUGCUGUACCAGAAGUAUCUCGAGAAUACCCUCAGGCUCUCGCUCGUCCCAGUUUGCCUCGGCGUCAUCAUCACCACCGUCACCGACUUUCGCCUCAACGCCGUCGGCGCAGGCUAUGCCAUUGCCGGCGUCAUCGUCACCUCGUUUUACCAAAUUUGGUCGGGCACGCUGCAGCGCUCGCUCGACUGCAAUGCCCUGCAGCUUCAAGCCUACGUCGCCCCUCUGGCCGCCCUCUUUAUCCUCCCGUUUGUCCCCCUGUUGGACAACUGGUCCACCAACGACCUUGAGUCGAUUUGGUACUAUAACUUUGCCCCAAACAACCUCUCCCUCAUUUCCGUCACAGGCUUCUUCGGCUUCCUGGUCAACAUCUCCAUCUUUCUCGUCAUCGGCCGCUCGAGCCCGCUCUCGUACAAUAUCCUCGGCCACUGCAAAACCGUCGUCGUGCUCCUCUCCGACUACGUCCUCUUCCACCGCCCAUUCACGUUCAAGUCCUCGUUCGGCAUCAUCCUCACCCUCAUCGGUGUCUUUUGGUACACAAACGUCAAGCUCGAGCGCGCCCGCCUGGAGAAGGAGGCCAGGGAGCGGACCCCGGCCCCGAGCAUAAGUGACACCAAGCAGGACAUCCUGGAGGAGGAGAAGAUAGAGCUCGUCACCUCGCGCGAAGAAUAGAGGCUGCCGCCCUGUGUUUUGGUUUUUAUUUUUAAUACAAUGUACUCGUCUCCGCCAAGGCAGUCUGGUGUACUACACCCGCGGCUGGAGAGACGGAAGGAAUUAUUAGGACGAGCGUUCGAGCUGCGGCGUUCCAUUCGACGCUUGUGUGCAACGGCCACCCCCCCUGUAUCGACUAAUGUUUCUUAGACUAAUGUUUCUUAGACUAAUCUUUUGCUUUAGAAGUUGUUUUGCGGCGCGCUGCGCGCCGCUGUCCUCGUGCCGUGGGCCGGAAGCGUUGCCGCGAAGGACGCACCGAGCCCGUGAGUGUAAAGUGAUCUCAUCUUU
Molecule: messenger RNA, 1362 nt
Organism: Chondrus crispus (carragheen)
Lineage: Eukaryota; Rhodophyta; Florideophyceae; Gigartinales; Gigartinaceae
Product: similar to glucose-6-phosphate/phosphate translocator
Exons: 2
Coding region: 1-1035 (344 amino acids)
Cellular component (GO): Golgi apparatus
Molecular function (GO): nucleotide-sugar transmembrane transporter activity; antiporter activity
Source: RefSeq, a predicted model, not a curated record